GUGGCGUAAGAGUUUAGUGUUUUUACAAAAUGAAUUAUUGCUAUUUAUUUUGUCAUAAUUUUCGGCGCAGUAGAAAUAUUUAUCCACUAAUUUAUCUCAAUUUACUUCAAUUUAUACAUUAAUUUUGAUAAAAAUAAUUAAAAGAGAAUUGUUUUUUCCAUUUUUGGAAAUAAAAACAAAGAAGUAGGGUUUCAUCAAUUUAAUCGCGCGCCAAACAUCCGAAUAAUAAUAGACAAACAAAAAAAAAAGGAGACAGGAAAAAUUAAUUAAAAAAUAAAAAUAAAAUAAAAAUAAAUAAAAAAAGAGGACAAGCGUGAGAUUAAAACCCUUCACUUUCUUGGCAUUUGUCUUCACUACUUUUCUUUCUCUGCAGUAGCAUCCAUAGGGGGGAGAGAGAGAGAGCUCUAUAAUGGCAGAAUGACCAAAGUACUUUCACAAUCUCUUCUCCUCCCAAGAGGAAGAUAGAUAGAUGGCUUUAGAAGAAGAGGGAGAGGUUCAAAACGCACCGUUUUGUAUGCUUUUCUGUGAGGAAGAGAGGAGUCAUGAGUUAGAGGGAGAUGAGAGCGUUGUAAAGUUUCCGUUUUUCCAUCUGGGUUUUCUCGAUCAUGACAUGUUAUGGGAUGACGAUGAGUUGUCGAGUUUGAUUUCGAAAGAAAACGAGUUAAGGCCGUGUCUUUCCGACACAGUCUUAGAUGAGUUUCUCGUUCUGUGUCGUGAGAAGGCUCUUGAUUGGAUCUUUAGAGUGAAAACGUAUUAUGGGUUUAAUGCGUUGACGGCUCUACUCGCUGUUAACUACUUCGAUAGGUUUCUUACGAGCAGGAAGUUUCAGACAGACAAGCCAUGGAUGUCUCAGCUUACAGCUGUGGCUUGUCUGUCUUUAGCUGCUAAAGUUGAAGAGAUCCGUGUUCCGCUGCUCUUAGAUCUUCAAGUGGGAGAUGCGAGAUAUGUCUUUGAGGCUAAGACUAUACAGAGAAUGGAGCUUUUGAUUCUCUCUACUCUUCAGUGGAGGAUGCACCCCGUGACUCCUAUCUCAUAUUUCGAUCACAUUUUCCGUCGAUGCAGCUCUAAAUCUCACCACGACUUGGAGUUCUUGAGUCGAUGUGAAUCUCUGUUGCUCUCCAUUGUUCCUGAUUCGAGGUUUCUAAGCUACAGCCCUUCGGUGUUGGCCACUGCAAUAAUGGUCUCUGUCGUUGGAGAUUUCACGACGUGUGACGAAGCUGAAUAUGAAUCUCAGCUCAUGACUCUGCUCAAAGUCGAUCCGGAGAAAGUAAAUAAAUGCUAUGAGUUAGUGUUAGAUCACAUUCCGAGCAAGAAAAGGAUGCAACCCGCUAGUCCAACUGGUGUAUUUGAUGCAUCAUUCAACUCUGAUAGCUCGAACGAGUCAUGGGUUGCUUCUGCUUCUGCUUCAAUGUCUGCAUCACAGUCUCAUGAGCCUCUAUUCAAGAGGAGAAGAGUGCAAGAGCAGCAAAUGAAGCUGUCUUCAAUAAACAGAAUGUUUCUCGAUGUGUUCACAAGUAGUCCUCGCUAAUAAUUUAGAAACAUAUAAGAUAUGUUUUCCCCUGUUUUACAUAUUAUCGGCUAUAUGGUAAGGCAGAAACAUUAUGUGUUUCACUUGGUUCUUUUGUUAAUGGACGGAUUCAAAUGGUGUACUCUUCAGUAUUUGAUAAUUUUAAAGAUCUUUUACUUGUUUCA
Molecule: messenger RNA, 1692 nt
Organism: Brassica rapa (field mustard)
Lineage: Eukaryota; Viridiplantae; Streptophyta; Magnoliopsida; Brassicales; Brassicaceae
Product: cyclin-D3-3
Source: RefSeq, a predicted model, not a curated record